CCCCCCCCCCCCCCAUCGUCAUUGACGCCGAGUAGCCUUGAAUGCCGGGAAACGGCUCAUUGAUCGGCUUCGGAGCCGCAUUUGACUUACGUUGAGCUAAGUUGAGCUAGCUAAGCUAAGCUAACUGUAGCCCGAGCCUUCUUCAAAACAAAUCACUACUCGCUCGUUUGGCGUCGUAGCUAACGCAGAAAAUAGCGAAAUAGCCGAACCUGGAUAGCUGGUGACUUAACGAUAAUAGCUGACAGCUUGGCGAAAAACCCAACUUAACAAUCUUGAACACCCACGGGAGGCGUAGCGGCGGACUUUCAACCGAAAGGUUAUGGUGAGCCUCUCUGCGUCUCAUCUCCUAAAGAGGCCUGCGUUUUGAGAGGAGACCCAUGCUGAUAAAUGCCAGGCCUCGCCACGCUCUCUGUCGUCUGCACACACACAAAUGCCUGCCUGCCCGUGGGGGAGGUCUGAUUAAAGAAAUCCACCUUUCAUCCACUGGGCCGUGCCCCCCGUCCCGGCGGCCGCCAUGUUCUGGAAGUUCGACCUGCACACCACGUCCCACAUCGACCAGCUGCUGGACCGAGAGGACGUGACGCUGCGAGAGCUGAUGGAGGAGGACGACGUCCUGCAGGAGUGCAAGGCCCAGAACCGCCGGCUGCUGCUCUUCCUCUCCCAGGAGCACUGCAUGCAGGAGCUGGUCCGCCUCAUCACCACGGAGCCGCCCGCCGACCUGGAGGAGAGGAGCCGCUUCAAGUUUCCCAACAUUGCGUGUGAGCUCCUGACAUCAGACGUGUCCAUUAUUAACGACAAGCUGGGCGCGGACGACUCUCUCCUCGAGGUGCUCUACCACUUCCUGGAGCAGGACCCCCCCCUCAACCCGCUACUGGCCAGCUUCUUCAGCAAAACCAUCGGCAACCUCAUCGCCAGGAAAACCGAACAGGUGAUCACCUUUCUAAAGAAAAAGGAAGGCUUCAUCGGCCUGGUGCUGAAACACAUUGACGCUUCUGCCAUGAUGGACCUGCUGCUUCGCCUUAUCAGUUGUGUAGAGCCUGCCCCCUUGAGGCAGGAGGUCCUCCAUUGGCUGAAUGAGGAGAAGUUGGUACAAAGACUCACAGAGCUCAUCCAUACUGGCAAAGAUGAGGAGAGACAAUCAAAUGCAUCCCAGACGCUCUGUGACAUCAUCCGCCUUAGUCGAGACCAGGCCAAUCAGAUGCAGGAGAACAUGGAGGCCGACCCUCUAUUGGCUGUACUGGAGUCGCAGGAGAGUGUAGCGGGGCUCCUGAAGAACAUGUUUGACGGGGAGAGGAGUGAGGCCUCCAUUGUUAAUGGAACUCAAGUGCUACUUACCUUACUGGAGACCAGGAGGUCUGGGUUGGAAGGGCUGAUGGAUCUGUAUUCUCAGGGUUAUGAAAGGUCUUACACUGUAAGCAGCAGUAUUUUAAAUGCCAUUGAGCCCCACAUAAAGGACUUCCAGCAGCUUCUUCUGGAUCCCCCCAAGAAAAGUGCAAUAUUGACGACCGUUGGCGUCCUGGAGCAGCCACUGGGGAACGCCCGCCUUCACGUGGCCCGCCUGGUGGCCGCCCUGCUGCAAACCAGUGCCCUCAGCAUCUGCCAGGAGCUCUGCAGUCUCUCCACCAUGGACCUACUACUGGAUCUGUUCUUCAAAUACUCCUGGAAUAACUUUUUGCACUUCCAAGUGGAGCUGUGUGUGGCGGCUAUCCUGAACCAUCCUUCGGAGGAGCGGCCCAACCCGGGCCUCCAGAACCACGAUGGGAAUCCCGCGGCGUCGGACCCCGAGCCGCAGGGGGAGGAGGCGGCGGAGACGGGCGGGACCAGCGACCCACAGACCUCCGUCCACAAUGCCCUAGUAGCGCAUCUUUUCCAGAAGUGUCAACUGGUCCAGAGGAUCCUCGACGCCUGGGAGGAGAAUGAUAAAAUACAGGGUGAGGGCGGAACCAGGAGAGGCAACAUGGGUCAUCUGACCAGGAUCGCCAACAUGGUGGUCCAGAACCUGGAGAAAGGACCGGUACAGUCCCAGAUCACUGACCUCAUCAAAGAGCUGCCAGAAGACUGCAGAGGCCGCUGGGAGAGCUUCGUGGACGAGACCCUGCGAGAGACCAACCGGAGGAACACGGUGGAGCUGGUCAGCACCCACAACAUGCACUCGUCCAGUGAAGACGACGACAUGGAGAGCCCGUUCCCCAACGACCUGUCUCUCCAGCAGGCCUUCUCUGACUAUCAGAUCCAACAGAUGACGGCCAACUUCGUGGAUCAGUUUGGCUUCAACGACGAGGAGGAGUUCAGCGAGCACGAUGAAAAUAUAAUGCCACGUUUGACCGAAUUGCCGAAAUCAACUUCAAUCUCGACGCGGAUGAUAAUAGUGCCAAUGCGGCUGCGUUUGAAGCCUGCUGUAAAGAGAGGAUACGCCAGUUUGAUGAUGCUGAAGAAGAAGAGGACAUCUGGGAGGAGAAGGAGAUGAACUAUGCAACACAAGCUAAAUCCAGAACAAGGUUCGGGUCUCCCAAACCUCCGAGAACAGCUCCAGGAGCAGCAUGGAGAACGGGGGCAGGGA
Etheostoma spectabile (orangethroat darter) is the source of this 2560-nucleotide messenger RNA. RefSeq names its product protein phosphatase 6, regulatory subunit 2a (gene ppp6r2a). Gene Ontology annotation, molecular function: protein phosphatase binding; protein phosphatase regulator activity. The transcript has 19 exons. The record is from RefSeq and is a predicted model, not a curated record. Gene Ontology annotation, cellular component: cytosol; nucleus. Bases 515 to 2467 code for a protein of 650 amino acids. NCBI's taxonomy places the organism in Eukaryota, Metazoa, Chordata, Actinopteri, Perciformes, Percidae.